This is a messenger RNA of Musca domestica (house fly), 1898 nucleotides long. RefSeq names its product ADP-dependent glucokinase. The coding region runs from base 330 to 1841 and encodes 503 amino acids. Gene Ontology annotation, molecular function: ADP-specific glucokinase activity. Gene Ontology annotation, cellular component: endoplasmic reticulum. The transcript is spliced from 4 exons. Lineage: Eukaryota; Metazoa; Arthropoda; Insecta; Diptera; Muscidae. The record is from RefSeq and is a predicted model, not a curated record. Gene Ontology annotation, biological process: glucose metabolic process.
UACCACUCAUUCCACCUUGUUCUCUGUUUCUUAUUGCCACGACGGCACGGUUUUCUGGCAUAAGCCCUGUAAUCUAGUUUCUGGCGUCGAGAAUAUAAACCGGCUUCGUUGUCUGGUCAGAUUGUCAUUUCGAGCCGGACAGUUUAGAUUUUGUUGCUAUUUUUAUCGGUCAUUCUUUUUUGUCUUUUCAUUCGUAUCGUUUGGACCGCUUUUAAGUUGUCCAAUUUGUUUUGUCGUGUCCGUGUUUUUUUGAAUAAAUAAUUAAUUAAGAAAAUAAAAUAUAUAUUAAAGAUUUCUCCUAUAUGCCUUAGUGGAACGCUCAAGAAAUUAUGGCGCUGCUCAAGUACAUGUCUCUGAUAACAACUUGUUCGGUAUUUGCGGCCUUAAUAUCGAUUGUGUGGCAGGCAUUUCUCUCGUUGAAACAAUUGAAUAAGGUGACACAGAUUCUAACCAGUUUGUUGGCCAUUGAAAGUCAACUAAAACGGCCUUGGGAACCUAAACCUAAAGUUGCCCUGGGCUAUGGGGCCUGCAGUGAUUUGGUAAUCAGCGGUACGGCAUUUCUCAACUAUUCCAGUGCAAUAGUACCCGACGUGCUGGGGCCAGAGUUCACGGUUGAUGAAAUCAACGAUGAGGCGGAAUUGCUACAGACAUUUGGUUAUUAUUUUCAAAAUGGAGCAGCAGCUGAAAGUAUGCCGAACCCUUACUUGUUUAGGAAAUUGAUACAAAUUGCCAAGAAACAGCAUCGAGAUGGCAUACAAUGGUUCAUUGGCGGCAAUGCCCCAUUAAUGGGUAUACGUUUUGACAAGGAAGGCUGGAAUGUGUUGUUGGGUGCUCGCAUGUCUCACAAACUGCGCCGCCUAGUACCGAAUCACAUAAAAAUUGCCGGGGAACAAGUCGAAGAAGAUGAUAUCCAUUUGAUAUUGGAAUAUAAGGCUGGUGAAACCUGGGGCCCCUUUACAGCCCCUCGAGCCAAUCGUUAUAUUCUGCACAACGACCAAAAUAAUCCCCAUUUAAAUUCACUGGAACACUUGCAGAAAGUUGUAAAGGAUUAUCAACCGGAUCUGUUUGUCAUUAGCGGUGUCCAAAUGAUGGAUAGCUAUAAAUUUGAGGUAGGCAUACGUGAGGAACGUCUGCUGAAGGUCAAUAAACAAAUCAAUGAGUUAUCACCACGAACCCAAAUCCAUUUCGAAAUGGCUUCUUAUGUGGAGAUAGAGUUACUGCUGCAAUUACGAAAAUACAUAUUGCCCUAUGUCGACUCGUUGGGCAUGAAUGAGCAGGAGUUGGAAAAUUUAGUUCAGGUCAUGGAACAUGGUAAAACCAGCUUUGCCAGCGACAGUAAUCCUCGGGUGGGGGCAACCCUGGAUCAUAUGCGUAAAGUAUUCGGCAUUUUGGCCAAGGACUAUUAUCAGAAUGCCUCCAGUGUUAUAAAGACCAAGAGACGUAUGGUCACACGUAUACAUUUGCACACCUUGGCAUUUCAGGCCAUGUUGACGGUGAAAGACAGUGCCUGGAAAAAUACACAAAUCGGGGCAGCCAAGGCUUCGUUGGUGGCCCAUCGUUAUGUGUGUCAAACACAGAUGAUAAAUCCUGAAUCUGCAAGUCUCAUCAUGGACGACAGUUUCUCAACAUCUUUGGAUGCUGAAAAGGCCCAGCGUAUUCAGUUGGAUCCCCAGAAUGCAGUACCCUGCUGGACAGAAACUUUGCGCGUGGAAACUUCCACGAAGCCAAGGGAUGUGGAGAUUGAAAUUUGUGUGGCACCUGUUUUGGUGUGUCGUGUGGCUAAGAAAACCGCCGGAGCUGGGGAUAAUAUAUCGGCCGCUGGGCUAUCGCAACAAUUGUAGAGAAGUUUGGGGGUGGACGGGUAAUGGCCUUUGCCCCAUGAAAUGCCAUGUUUUUUU